Molecule: messenger RNA, 1636 nt
Organism: Onthophagus taurus
Lineage: Eukaryota; Metazoa; Arthropoda; Insecta; Coleoptera; Scarabaeidae
Gene: UQCR-C2
Product: Ubiquinol-cytochrome c reductase core protein 2
Cellular component (GO): mitochondrion
Molecular function (GO): metal ion binding
Source: RefSeq, a predicted model, not a curated record
UUUGACAUUUUUGACAGUUGACACAUUUUCGUUUCCGAUCUGAUCUAAAGGUGGUCGACUUUUUAAAAACCAACACCAUAAAAAGAAGGUGUAUCGGUGUUACGUAAACUGCAACAAUGGCAUCAACCCUAUCGAAAGCCCCGAUUUUGCGUGCGACCGCUGUACGUUCGUAUUCGUGUCAAGCGGUCCCAAUCGGUGGAACGACUACAUAUAAAGUCGAAAACAGUACCUUGCAGAAUAAACUUGUUGUGUGCUCUGCAGAAAAUGAUUCCCCAUUAUCAAGAGUUUCGAUUGUUUUCAGAGCUGGGUCAAGAUACGAAGGAGCUGAUAAUUUGGGUGUUAGUCAUAUGUUACGUAUGACUGCCGGCCAAUCUACUAGGAAUUGGUCAAACUUUGCCAUCGCCAGACGUGUAGCUCAAUCUGGAGCUACUUUAAGUUGCACUGCAGAUCGUGAAGUUGUUGCUUAUACUUUAGAGGGAACUCGUGCUGCUGUUGCUGAAUGUCUUCCUUAUUUAACAUCUGUUGCAACUGAACAAUUAUUCCAGCCAUGGGAAAUUUCUGAUCAAGAAAAACGUGUUAGAUUAGAAUUAGCAACCAGACCACCACAAUUACGUUGCAUUGAUUUAUUGCAUAAAGCGGCUUACAGAAAAACUUUGGGUAAUUCCCUCUUUAUUGCCAAAUACAACAUUGGAAAGAUUGGCUCAGAAACCCUUCAACACUAUGUUCGCCAAAACUUCACUCCAACUCGCGGUGCUGUUGUUGGUUUGGGAAUUGACCACUCCAAGUUGGAACAAAUUGGGCAAUGUUUAAAAAUCGAAUCUUGCAAAGAUGAGGCAUCUCCGGCUAAGUAUGCAGCUGGAGAAAUUAGGUCUGAUAAAGGUGGAGAUAUGGCUUAUGUGGCAAUUGCUAGUCAAAGCGCCGGAAUUUGCCAGAUUAAAGAAGCUUUGGCGUUUGGCGUUUUGCAAAGAGCUUUGGGAAGUGGUCCCAGUACAAAAUAUGGAAUGGAAAGUGCCAGUUUGUUGAGGAAAGCCAUUGGAGAUAUCCGCGAUCCACACUCAGUUUCAGCUAUUAAUUAUACUUAUUCAGAUUCUGGUCUUUUUGGGGUUUUGGCUGCUAUGCCAGCUAAAAUUGCUGGGCAAAUUACUACGAGUGUUGUUAAAACAUUAAAAUCUCUUAAAGUUUCUGAUGCUGAUGUUAAUAGAGGAAAGAAUCAGUACAUUACUGAUAUUUUAACUAGUAAUGAAUGUGGAAGAAAUGCCAUUGAACGUAUGGGAAGGGAAGCUGCUUUAACUGGAACCGGUCAAUCACCUUGUGAAAUAAUCGCGGAGAUUCAAAGCGUUUCUGCAAGCGAUGUUCAAGCGGCUGCCCAAAAGAUAUCGUCUGGAAAAUUGACGAUUGCAGCUGUGGGGAACUUACAUUGCGUUCCCUUCAAAGACGAACUGUAAACGUUAAUUUAAAUUAAAUUAAAACAAUUUUAAUAAAUGUAAUUGAGAAGGAGGAAAAAUCGCUUUGAUCGAUUAAGGUGAUUUUUAGGGGAGGUUCCUCCAAAGUAAAGAAUAUGUUGUAAUAAUUGUUAAAUAACAGUGUAUUUAACUUUUAUUUUAGUUCUUUUAUAAACUCCAAAUACCUAAAUAAA